AUAUUGUUUUACCUCACACUUCUCAAAGCUCCCUUUUGCCUUUGAAUGACAGAGAAGACGUUUGAGUUUUACAAGAGAACUGUAGUUUGGUGAUAUGGAUCCCAAACGGAAGGGAACAGCAGCGAUUUCUGACAGUGACAGCGAUGGCGAGAGAAGCCGUGUCCCCUCGAAGCCGCGACCCAAGCGGCGUCGCAUUCUCGACCCCUCGGCCAUCACUGCAGUUAAUAUUUACUCCAAUAAGGUGGACAGCGGUCUGAAGCUGCAGCCAGAGCCGUUUGAACCAGAAGGCUUCCCAGAGCCAGAGACUCCUUCCCCUCAGGUGGUAGUGCAGAGGAAGUCCCCCAGGAGAGCCAAUGUGUCGAUGUGUAUCGAACUCUCAGAUGACUCUGACGAGGAGACCACCAAACCCACGCAAAACCCAACUGUUAGGACUGUGCUGAGGCGUUCCCCCUCUCCACCCCCCUCCCCCUCCACACCACUCAAGGCACGGCGGCGGCCCAACCGCAAACUAGCGGAGAUGAACAAGAAGCUGGAUGUGCUUGGCUCCCUGCUGCGUCCGUCACCAGAGAGGCCGGGCCUUGCUCUGGCAGCUAGCCAAUUAGAGGAGGAGGAAGAAGAUGAUGGAGAGGAGUCUGAUGAUGCGGACAUCGCCAUUGUAGACAGGCCACGCCCUCGCAAGAAAUCUAGCCAAUCAAAACGCUCGCAGCAGCAGGAGAACACACCAGCACGACUGGUCAAUUUAAAGAUACGCCACAGAGCAGACAUACACCGAAUACAAGUAGCACAGACAGCGCUUCUGAAACAUGCGGUGGAAGAGCUGUCACUGAAGCUAAAGGUCCCGCCCUCCAGCCUGCUGCUGCUGCACGGCGAGGCGGAGCUCAACACCUCUAACACUAUUGGCCAGCUAGGACUCGGCAUCGCUGACAUCAUCGACUGCGUGGUGUUGAGUGAAGAGGUGCGAGACGAUGAGGAUGGUAGUCGUGCCGACGGUUGCCGAGAGGGACAGCAGCAGGCCGAUGAUGUCAUCACCGUGCGACUGCAAGGCAAAGAGAAGGGCUCUGACAAGGAGUACACUGUACACAAGCGUGAGCCUCUAGGAUCCAUCCUGUCCCGCUAUACCUCUGCACUGCCCCCUGCUGUCCAAAAGAAGACGCGCUUCUUGUUUGACGGGGCAAAGGUCAUCCCCAGCAACACGCCCUUUGACCUCGACAUGGAGGACGGCGACGUCAUCGAGGUCUGGAGCUAGCGGCGACCAGAACACCACACACACACACACACACACACUCCUCUUGCUCCCUGUGGCACACACACACACACACACAC
Engraulis encrasicolus (European anchovy) is the source of this 1323-nucleotide messenger RNA. RefSeq names its product nuclear factor of activated T cells 2 interacting protein (gene nfatc2ip). The coding region runs from base 95 to 1246 and encodes 383 amino acids. Lineage: Eukaryota; Metazoa; Chordata; Actinopteri; Clupeiformes; Engraulidae. The transcript has 10 exons. The record is from RefSeq and is a predicted model, not a curated record. Gene Ontology annotation, biological process: positive regulation of transcription by RNA polymerase II; cytokine production.